AUGACAGACUCCAACCCUCUCGUGCUCUACGACAUCUCGUCGCCCCUCCAGCCGCGGUCGUACGCACCUAACCCCUCCAAGGCCCGGCUCGCGCUCAGCUUCAAGCGAGUGCCCUUCACCACCAAGUGGAUCGAGAUCCUCGACAUCCCCGACGUGCGCAAGGGGCUCGGCUGCCCGCCCGUGCGACAGCUCGCCGACGGCUCCGACUUCUACACGUUGCCGAUGCUGCAGGACCCGACCUCGGGCACCGUGGUGGGCGACUCGUUCGACAUUGCCAGCUACCUGGAGGAGAAGUUCCCGGACUCCGGCGCCGGCAGUCUGUUCCCCGCCGACUCGACGGGCACGGGGCUCGACUACGAGAGUCCGCACCGAGACAUGGCCUUCCCGGCUCCCCUGACGACGCGCACGGGAAGUGCGAAGACCGCCCCCUACGCCCAUUUCAACAUGCACGUCGACGCGACCUUCUCGGCGCACGUGGUGCUGGUCGCGUACUACAUGCCGUUCAACCCGGCCACGGCGGAGGCGACGCGGGCGCUGUUCGCCAAGCGCGCCGGCCUGGCGUCGUGGGACGACGUCCUGAUCCAGGGCGAGAUGCGCGCGCAGCUCACGGCCGCCUUCCAGGUGGCCCUCACGUCGCUGGCCCAGCUGUUCACGGUGCACGACGCUGGGCCCUACCUCGAGGGUGCCCGCGCCACCUACGCCGACCUGAUCGUGGGCGGCUGGCUGAACAUGCUCUCGGCCACCAUGCCGCGCGAGGAAUGGGCCGACUUCAAGACCUGGCACGGCGGCGUCUUCGGCCGUCUGCACGACGCCCUGCAGAAGAACUACUUUGUGUGCAAGUAG
This is a messenger RNA of Fonsecaea erecta, 843 nucleotides long. RefSeq lists its product as hypothetical. The record is from RefSeq and is a predicted model, not a curated record. NCBI's taxonomy places the organism in Eukaryota, Fungi, Ascomycota, Eurotiomycetes, Chaetothyriales, Herpotrichiellaceae. The transcript has a single exon. The coding region runs from base 1 to 843 and encodes 280 amino acids.